Messenger RNA from Didymosphaeria variabile, 2493 nucleotides. RefSeq lists its product as uncharacterized. NCBI's taxonomy places the organism in Eukaryota, Fungi, Ascomycota, Dothideomycetes, Pleosporales, Didymosphaeriaceae. Gene Ontology annotation, molecular function: molybdenum cofactor sulfurtransferase activity; pyridoxal phosphate binding; molybdenum ion binding. The coding region runs from base 1 to 2493 and encodes 830 amino acids. The record is from RefSeq and is a predicted model, not a curated record. Gene Ontology annotation, biological process: Mo-molybdopterin cofactor biosynthetic process. The transcript has 3 exons.
AUGGAAGACGCGCGCAUCGCCUACGAUGCCGCCAUUGAAGCACUACGCCUCCGCGAAUACCCCAUGCUCCAAGAUACCACCUACCUGGACCAUGCCGGCACUACGCUAUACGCCAAGUCACUCAUCGAGCGCUUCUCCGCCGAUAUGGUUGCCAAUCUUUAUGGCAACCCGCACUCCGCCUCGAACUCGUCACAGUUGACCACGCGCCGCAUCGAAGAUGUCAGACUACGUCUAUUGGGCCUCUUCAAGGCAGACCCGGAUGAGUUUGACGUUGUUUUCACCGCCAAUGCCACCGCGGGCAUUAAGUUAGUGAUGGAGGCGUUCCGCGACCAAGAGGAAGGCUAUUGGUAUGGCUACCACGGCGAUGCGCACACAUCCUUGGUUGGAGUCCGCGAAGCCGCCAUGCAACACCGCUGUUUUACAACGGAUGCUGAGGUCAACCAAUGGGUCGAAGAGGAGGGUGGGUUAGGCACAAGAGCUGGCCUCUUUGCAUAUCCGGCACAGUCCAACAUGAAUGGGCGCAGAUUGCCCUUGGAUUGGACAGGCCGUAUACGCUUGAGGAAACAAGGCGCAGUGUACACAUUGUUGGACGCGGCUGCCUUGGUGUCAACCUCGCCGCUUGACCUGAGCGAUGCCGACAACGCCCCUGAUUUUACAGCCUUGAGCUUAUACAAGAUCUUUGGUUUUCCUGAUCUGGGUGCUCUAGUCAUUCGGAAAGCUGCGGGAUCCAUUUUCGACAAGCGCCGCUACUUUGGUGGAGGCACAGUUGAGAUGGUGGUUUGCUUGAAAGAACAGUGGCACGCAAAAAAGGAAACACUUCACGAAAGAAUAGAAGACGGGACGCUGCCAAUUCACAGUAUCAUGGCUCUUGAUGCUGCGAUGAGCGUGCACGAAGAAUUAUACAGCUCUCUUGAAGAAGUAUCCAAGCAUACCGCUUUCCUAGCUGCAAAGCUGUACAAUAGCUUGAUUUCGCUUAAGCACGGAAAUGGCACCAGCGUUUGCCACGUAUACAACGGUUCUUCGUCUGCUUAUGGUGAUUCGAAAACGCAAGGACCAAUUGUAGCAUUCAACCUCCGUAAUCACCACGGUGGCUGGGUCAGCAAUGCAGAGGUGGAGAAGCUUGCGGCUGUCAGAAACUUCCAACUACGCACAGGAGGCCUAUGCAAUCCAGGCGGAGUAGCAACUUCGUUAGAUUUGGCGCCAUGGGAGAUGAAGGAAAACUUCUCGGCGGGACAGCGAUGUGGUAACGAUAACGAUAUCAUUCGUGCCAAACCGACUGGCAUGAUACGAGUUAGCCUCGGGGCUAUGAGUACACUGAAGGAUGUUUCCUUAUUCGUUGACUUCCUAUCCGAAUUUUUCAUUGAAAAUACCCCGCCUCUCUUGGUGCCGCCAGUUGUUCCAUUGGAUACAGAGCCACCAACACAUAGUCGGUUGCACGUGGAGAGCCUUUCCGUCUACCCUAUAAAGAGUUGUGGGGCGUUCGGCGUGCCGCCGGGCGUAGCAUGGGGAGUGCGGCGCGAAGGUCUAGCUUGGGAUCGCGAAUGGUGUCUUGUUCACCAGGGAACCGGAGCAGCAUUGAGUCAAAAGCGCUACCCUAAGAUGGCUCUCAUUCGUCCGAGCAUUGACCUAGAAGCGGGCGUCCUACGUGUACAGCUAACCGGCAUACUGCGCGACACGGCCUUUGCGAACGAGGUAACUGUGCCUCUCUCAGCCGACCCGCGGCUGUUCGCCAAAGAUUCCAUGUACAAAGACGGCAAUGCUCAAGUAUGUGGCGAUCACAUUCAAGCAAAGACAUACAGAUCACCUCGGAUAUCAACGUUCUUCUCCCAAGCUCUGGGAGUGGCUUGUCAUCUCGCUCGCUUCCCAGCUGUCGGGAACGGGAGUGGCCCACUGGCCUGCGCCAGACAUUCAAAGCCUCAUUUGCAGAAGAGCCAGAAGGCUGGCAAGAUGCGCGUACCGGGCGCGUUCCCAGAAACGAGACCGGGAAUGCCGGGAAUGACAGUUUCAAAACCCAUUCUUCUGUCAAAUGAGAGCCCCAUCCUGACAAUAUCGCGAUCAAGCCUCAACCGCCUGAAUGAAAUGAUCAAGGCUGAGGGCGGCAAGGCGGCGCAGUCAGAGGUCUUCCGAGCCAACGUAGUGGUUGCUGAGAAUCCACACUACCCGCCUGGGGCGGAACAACCAUAUGCGGAAGACGAUUGGCGCUACCUUCAAAUCGGCCAGCAAUACUUUGAAUUGCUGGGACCGUGCCGCAGGUGCCAGAUGAUUUGCGUAGACCAGCAAACCGCGGAGCGGAAUCAGGAACCUUUUGUCACUCUCUCUAAGACAAGACGGUUCGAUGGCCGUGUUUACUUUGGAGAACACACUAGUCACCUGGCUCAAGGCAACUCGUCUCCAUUGGCACAGAAUCCAACCAUCAUGGUAGGUGACACUGUCCGAACAUACUUCGAGGAGGAAGUACAUUACGACGAUACUCUCCAUGCGCUCGUUUCCUGA